AUGCUAGCUGUUACAGCUGUUGGCUGCUUGACUGGCGGCUUUUUCCUUCACAAAUGGCUUCGACGACGCAUCGCGCACAUCCUAACGGGCGAGCAGAGGCGAGCUCUCAUACCGCCCGGCGAGUGCAUUAGUCCGGGAGCGAAAGCUGUGGCCGCUUCCGCUGAUGUGGAGCUUCGAUCUCACAUGCAUCGCCUCAAGGAUGGAACUCAGCUCUUCAGCUACAUCCUGAAGCCGAAGACCAAGGCCCCGACACACGCGGUCGUCUUUCUGCACGGCUACAGUUCCAACUCUGACCUCUAUGUCGAGAACUUGGCGGAGUUUGCACGGGCUGGUGCCAUGGUGUUGAUGCCAGAUCUCCCCUCACACGGGCGUUCCGAUGGCCUUUUGGCCUACAUUGACGACUGGUGGGCCUUUAUGGAUAAGAUCUGGGAGCACACGGAGAUCCUUGUGUCCCAGGAGUGCAAGUCACUUCCACUUUUCGUUGCAGGAAAUUCUUUAGGGGGCGGCCUGGCGAUAUGCAUGGCAUUGCAGAGACCGACCUAUUUCCGUGGGGUGGUCUUGAAGGGCCCCAUGCUGACAGUCAGCGAGGAAGUGAAGCCUCCUUGGAUCGUGCAGAUGGUUUUCAAGCACCUCGUUGCGAGGCUGCUGCCGACCUGGCCGAUCACGCCGGUCAAGAGCCUCGCCGAUUUCGAUUUCCGCGUACCGACACAGGGGCCAGUGUACGAGAAGGUCAACCCCUUCUCCAUGAAGGGAACCUCGCCUUUCUUGGCUUCGGGUCGGGAGAUGGGCUUCACCUUCACCGACUGGCUGGAUGACCAUCUGAAGGAGGUGAGGACGCCUUUCAUCGUCUUGCAUGGCAAGGCGGACAAGAUCACGGAUCCCGCGACAUCGCAAAGGCUGUACGACGAGGCAAAGGCCACCGACAAGACGUUGAAGCUCUACGAUGGAGUGUAUCACUGCGAGUUGAUCUGCUGCACCCCGGGGGGUGCUGAGUUCACUGGUCUGACGUGGCUUCCCGAGCAGGUCUCUGCGACGCAAGCUUGCACAAACGACGCAAUUGCCUGGAUGGCGGAGAGGAUUUAG
Messenger RNA from Symbiodinium sp. CCMP2592, 1083 nucleotides. NCBI's taxonomy places the organism in Eukaryota, Dinophyceae, Suessiales, Symbiodiniaceae. The record is from the annotation of a GenBank genome assembly.